Cladophialophora immunda is the source of this 975-nucleotide messenger RNA. RefSeq lists its product as uncharacterized. The record is from RefSeq and is a predicted model, not a curated record. The transcript is spliced from 2 exons. The coding region runs from base 1 to 975 and encodes 324 amino acids. Lineage: Eukaryota; Fungi; Ascomycota; Eurotiomycetes; Chaetothyriales; Herpotrichiellaceae. Gene Ontology annotation, molecular function: catalytic activity.
AUGGGUUCCAUUGUUGAGUCUCAAGGAAUGCCAGCAGCUGCUAGGCUACGACUGCUCCUUCAGGAAGAGGGCAAAACAAUAUUUUGCCCAGGGGUAUACGACGGCAUCACGGCGCGACUGGCUUUGAGAGAGGGGUUCGAUUGUCUAUAUAUGACUGGGGCCGGCACUGCAGCCUCCAGGCUGGGUGAGCCAGACCUUGGACUCGCAACAAUGAAUGAUAUGGUGGGGAAUGCGGGAAUGAUUUCUUCCCUAGACCGUUCAAUCCCCGUCAUUGCAGACGCCGACACAGGGUACGGUGGACCACUGAUGGUUGCCAGGACGGUACGCGCCUAUAUGUCUGCUGGAGUGGCUGGAAUGCACCUCGAAGACCAAGUCCAAAACAAGCGCUGUGGUCAUCUGGCAAACAAGGAGCUGGUCGAUGAAGAAACAUACCUGACUCGCAUCCGGGCAGCGGUUAUGGCCCGCGAUGAGAUGCGGAAGGUGUCUGGAGGCUCGGCAGACAUUGUUCUCAUCGCACGCACCGACUCGAUCCAAUCACUGGGUUAUGAAGCGGCAGUCUCGCGACUCCGCAAUGCUAUUUCGGCGGGUGCGGAUGUUGCUUUCCCUGAGGGUAUGACGAGUUUGGAACAGUGCAGCCGUGUUUGCAAAGACCUUAGUCCUACACCUGUCCUUCUGAAUAUGGUGGCUGGAGGUGUCACACCCGACCUCAGUGUGCAGGAAGCCAAUAAGCUGGGUUUCAGAAUCGUGAUUUUCCCUUCAGUGGCUUUGGAUCCCGUCUCGGAAAUGGUGGGAAAUGCCAUGAGGGAGCUGAAGAAGAGUCAACGGCCAAUUGUGAGCGAAAAUCGAAGGAAAGCAGGUGUGAAGUACUUGUUCAACAUUCUGGGCCUCCAGGAGCGCAUGGCAUUUGACGAGGCGGCAGGAGCCAAGUUCAUCGGAGAGAACAAGAACUUCCAACACCUCUAUGAUGAAUUCUAA